AUGUGGAGAGGCGGCGCCACUGCCGCCUCCGCCUCCGACGUGCUGCGGCACUACGGGUGGUGCUACUGGGAGCUCUCCAAAGCCCGCCUCAGGUGCACUGCCGCCUCCACCUCUGACUUGCUGCGGCACUACGGGCGGUGCUACUGGGAGCUCUCCAAAGCCCGCCUCAGUGCACUUGUUAUGGCAACAUCGGGGGCUGGAUAUGUGCUCGGGAGUGGCAGCAUCGUAAACAUUGCUGGACUUUGCUACACAUGCACUGGUACCAUGAUGGUUGCAGCAUCUGCCAACACUCUCAACCAGGUGUUCGAGAUAAAGAAUGAUGCUAAAAUGAAAAGGACAAUGCGCCGGCCCCUACCAUCAGGGCGUAUUAGUCCUGUGCAUGCUGCCAUGUGGGCUACAAGUGUUGGAGCUGCAGGAACAGCAUUAUUGGCUUGCAAGGCUAAUUACUUAGCUGCUGGGCUUGCAGCAUCCAAUCUCAUUCUGUAUGCAUUUGUGUACACUCCACUGAAGCAAAUACACCAUGUUAAUACAUGGGUGGGAGCAGUUGUUGGGGCCAUUCCGCCACUUCUAGGGUGGGCAGCAGCAGCAUCUGAAGUGUCACUCAACUCUAUGAUUCUGCCUGCUGCUUUGUACUUUUGGCAGUUACCGCAUUUCAUGGCCCUUGCGUACUUAUGCCGUGACGACUACCUUGCUGGAGGGUACCGAAUGCUUUCUUUUGCUGAUCCUACUGGUAAAAGAACCGCAUGGGUAUCACUCAGGAAUUGUCUAUACAUGCUGCCGUUGGGGUUAUUUGCAUAUAACUGGGGUCUAACAUCUGGAUGGUUCGGUUUUGAAGCAUCGCUUCUAACGAUGGGCCUUACCAUUGGAGCCUUAUCAUUUGUACUGGAUCCUACUCGUAAGAGUGCAAGAAGAAUGUUCCAUGGCAGCCUUUUGUAUCUUCCUGCUUUAAUGGCUGGACUUAUAUUGCAUCGGCUGCCUAACCAAUGA
Molecule: messenger RNA, 987 nt
Organism: Triticum turgidum subsp. durum (durum wheat)
Lineage: Eukaryota; Viridiplantae; Streptophyta; Magnoliopsida; Poales; Poaceae
Source: the annotation of a GenBank genome assembly